Molecule: messenger RNA, 8516 nt
Organism: Galleria mellonella (greater wax moth)
Lineage: Eukaryota; Metazoa; Arthropoda; Insecta; Lepidoptera; Pyralidae
Product: solute carrier family 66 member 2
Exons: 6
Coding region: 289-1161 (290 amino acids)
Biological process (GO): phospholipid translocation; retrograde transport, endosome to Golgi
Cellular component (GO): trans-Golgi network; endosome
Source: RefSeq, a predicted model, not a curated record
AUGACAUUUCUCUCUACGCUCCUUAAUAUUCUGAAACGAAUCAUAUCAUUAUUCCUAUUGUAAUACCAGUCAGUCAUUUUUGUAAUUUAGUGAUUUUUUUGCUUGUAUAAUUCGUCUAUUGAUUUGUAUUGUACAUUUACAAAUUUGUCAAAAAAUAAAAAUUAAUAUUCUGUUAUUUGUUAUAAUAAUGACGAGUGAAAACCAGAAUAAUCAAAUAGUUUACACACAAAAGCAUAACAAUUUAUUUGUUUAAUAUUUUGAUCAUAUAUAUAAUAAAGUCCCAAAAUAAUGGAUUGGAUAAUUUCGGACGAGUUAGGCCUUACGGUGGGCCAUGUAGUCGGUUGGGGCGCCGCCGGAGCUAUGAUUAUUGGGGGCAUUGCCCCAUACAUUCCACAGUAUAGGCAAAUUAAAAGAACGCAAGAUGCUGAAGGAUUCUCUCUUUAUGUGUGUUUAGCUCUCUUAAUAGCCAAUACUCUAAGAAUAUUAUUUUGGUUUGGUAAGCGUUAUGAACUGCCAUUAUUAAUUCAAAGCAUUGUAAUGAAUAUAACAAUGUUUAUAAUGAUACAUCUAUGUGUUACUGUUCGUAAAAAGAAUCAAAUUAUUAGAGCAAGAGAGAGAAUAUUCACAGGUGCAAUAUUCAUGUUAUAUAUACUGUUGUGUUGUGUAAACGGAUCAGCUCAGCCGGACGAAACAGCGCGCUGGCUUGACCAACGGACCGAUGUCUCGGGCAGUGAAAAGCCGCGGCGGUUCUAUGAUAUGGACAGAAAGUACUUUUGGGCAUGGACAGACUUCCAGAGCUAUGUGGACUGCAUGCUGGUAUUCUCUGUGUUCGGGGCUGCUGUCACGUAUCUACUUAUAGAAUUUUCUCCGUUCGUUGAGCUGAUUGGCUUUCUCGCCGUUUUCACUGAAGCUAUGCUGGGAGCGCCGCAGAUAGCUAAGAAUCUCCAAAAUAAAAGUACAGAGGGAAUGAGUUUGAGUAUGGUUGUAAUGUGGACAUGUGGUGACAUAUUCAAGACUGCAUAUUUUGUUAUAAGAGAAGCGCCUACACAGUUUUGGGUGUGUGGUGGACUUCAAGUUGCCUUAGAUAUUGUUAUACUCUUCCAGGUGUGGUUGUACCGACAUAAUACUGCCGCAGCGAGACGAACGCGCCGCGGGGACUAGCAGUGGACAGAGACGGACUUAUAGCACCUGUCCUGCGCCCUCCGCGCCCCACUCCACCGUCGUGCAAGUGGCGCCGCCCUAGUCCGGCGUUACACAGUCGCACUGUCGGUACCCUUCCUAUAUCUUCCAUAUAUUUUAUGACAGAAAACCCAUGUAUUUAACCAUAUGUUUGCCAAAUAAUCUACGUUUAGUAGAUGUUGUACUUUUGAACCGAGAGAAUCUAUACACAUCACGUUUCGGGAAAAUAGUUGAUUAUUUAAUUACAAAUAUAAGAAAAGAAUGAUAUAAUUACUUUGAUUAAGCUCGGUUAUAAAGAUUAAUUAAAUCACUACUGUAGGUAUUGUCUAAAUACAAUCAUGUAUUAGGAACCCGUUUAUUUUAUACUCACCUAAUGUGUUAUUCGAACAUUUCCGUAGGUUUACGGUGCUAUGGAUCUGUGCCUAAAUGAUUGUAUGACCAACGAUGUAUUUGUAAAAUCCUAGUAGCAUUUGAUCUUGAUUAUAAAAAUUAAAAAAAAAAAUGCGAAUAAUAUAACUAUGUUAGUAGAAUGACGUUAAUAAAAAAAUAGUCUAGUCGUGUAGUAACUUAAAUGAUCAGUGUAUUAAUAAACCCGUAUUACCUACACAGGUUGUAUUAAAGUCAUUAGUGGCGUUUAAAACUAAGAAUGUAGUGCAUGUAAUACAUUUUAGGACUUAAUUACGUAGCACCUGGAGUCGCGCUCCAAUCAGGUUGACGUUUCAGUAGAGCAAAAUAGUUGUUUUUGAUAAAAAAAAAAACUUCUUAUUAUUUUCUGAUCUAUAAUUAUUUUAAAUAUGGGACUUAUAUGUCGGUAUUGGAAAUUGUUAGUAGGUACUCUUCCACAGUUUUCAAGGUUCAAUACUGAUCAGGUUAUACAGUAUGUAGAAAAAUCUAUGGGAUAGUACUGAUAUACUUGUUUCACUUUAUUAUAUACUAUGAAACAAUGAUUUUUUUUAUUGAAAAUUGAAAAUUUAAAAAUAUUCGUAAAACGCUAAUUUCCAAUAAUUGAAAUUGAAAAUAUUUAAAUUCAUUUAGGACGAGUUUACAUGUUUUAUUGUACGUGUACGCAGAAAGCAAUUUAAGUUAAAUAAAAAAUUCAAACAUGGAAAAGUCACUAAAUGUUAUUAGAUACCUUACUUAGGAAUUUAUAAAGUGCAAUUUUGCUUUAAUCCUUGCGUAUUCUAUGGUGUCAAGCGUAAUUUUAGUUUUCAAUACUGCACUUCAAUUUCAACCUAUACCUACAGGUUAUAAUCUAUUUACCUAUGUUCUACUUUAUAACGAGUAAACUAAAUGAUAUAUAGGUAUAUGAAUAUUCGAUACAUACCUAACUAAAGUUAAUUAAUAAUUAUAGUCCUCCAGUUUUUAUAUUAAUGAUGAUAAAAACUACAUUUUAAUGUAUGUUUUAUUAGUUAUACAUAAGUACGUUGAAAGAAUUAUUUUAAACUUUUUAUGCAUAUUUUAAAUUCACGAUCUGGACUUAACACGACGCGAUUACAGGCAAAUAAUAACUACAUACCAAAUUUUUAUUGCCGACGUUUUAACGUGGGUUUUUUUUUGGUAGUUCUGAAUCGCGUAAAUGUCAAAGCGAUCCAUUCUCGCUAUUGAAUACGGAUGAUGUGUCAGCUCGAAAUAUGAGAGAAUCAGGAAUGAUGUAGUACUGAAAAUAGAGACGAUUGUACCAAUUAAAUACGGUGGAAUUUCAACGUGGGUUACACCACGUCAUUGUCGUCGUCCUGCCAUGACUAAGACGUGGUGCGAGUCACGUCGAAAGGUCGGCAAAAAUCGGGGAUGUAGAUACUAUUUAUCAACCGACUUCAAAUGGAAGGAGAUUCUUAAUUCGGUAGUACUUUUUUUAUGUUUGUUAUCUCAUAACUCCGUUAAUUGUAAACCGAUUUGGGAAUUUAUAUAUAUAGAUAUUUAUAUAUCUAUAUAUAUAUAAAUAUCCAUAGAAAUUUUAUCAAUAUCGGUUUAGUAGUUUAGAUUUUAAAUCAAAGUAAUUGAUUAGCCACAAUUAAAGUCGAUAUUUUGUGUAACACAAUUAUGUGUACGCGUCGUUUUAAGUCUCGAUCGUAAAUUUAAAAUAUAUUGAAAGAAUUUUUUAAUAAAUUCAAUUUAUUCAUAUAGUAAUGUGAUUAUUUUGCUGUGAAUAAAAUGUAUAUAAAUAUAAUCUUGAUUAUAAAUGUAAAUAUGUAAUUAGAUAUAAUGAAUUAUGCCAUACAGUUGGUAAUCUGUAAUGUAAUAAUUAUAAAAACCAUAAUUAAUACAAUUAUCGAUUCCAGUUCUUCGAUAAACUGUAUACAAUUACCGAGUACAGAUAGUACUUUAUAUGUUUUUUAUUGUUUUUUUUUUUAUAAUGACCAAUUAUGCGACGACAUUCAAUUUUAAAGACAUUUAUGAUAGUUCAUAUUAAAUUGACUUAUUUAAUAUAUUUUUUUAACAGUACAAAGAAAAUUAUAACCAAAAGUUCAAAUUAAUACCUAUCUACCAUUUAAUUUUAGAAUGAUUACUCAUAUGAGUGUUCUUGUCUUUAGCAAUGGAUUUGACGUUGUUUCGUAUAUAAAUAUUGUAUAAAUGUUUGAUGUGUUCACUUUAGAUGGAUUAGAUGUUUUUAAAUGCAUGAAAAAAAAAAUUAAACCAGCUUGCGUUUUUAGUAUAUGCUGUGUAGUGGGAUGCUAAUAAGGGAUGAUAGAUAAGGAUAAACACAGGUUAACAUCUAUCUAUCGUGAUGUAAUAUUAAAGAUGAUAUCAAAUACUAUAAAAUGUGGUUAUUUAAAAAAAGAUAAGACACCAAGGACUACAUUGGUCGAGUAUUUUACAUAAAAAUAAAGCUUAAAUAGCUUCCUAAAAUACUUUUUAUUGUACGAAAUUCUGUAGCAAAACAUAAAUAUUUAUUAUCUAAUGGAAUUUCAUUAUUAAUACAGUAUGGAAUAUCCCGUGCGAUACUGGGAGACGAUAAUAGUCUAUUCAGAGGGCCUACCAUGAAACAUUCGGAGCCAAACGAAACAAAAAUUUGAUGUUAAAAUUACAUAAUACAUACCGUUUGGAAAUAUUAAAAAUGUUAAAAUAUUGUUCCUUUGGACUUUUAUGAUAGGAUGUAUGACGAACGAAAUGUUAAACUCCAUUUAUUGGUCCGAUUUUGGUAUAAACAAAAACUCGAAAUUGAGUCCGAAAUUUCGGAAUUUCAUUUAAUGGUAGACCCGCUGAUGAUGGAAUAUCAUCAUAAUGAUGGAUAUUGUAUCUAUCAUCUGUUUCGUGUAGUAACAAAUUUACCAUAGGCAUAAUUACAUAAUUUUAAUAACCUAUAAGUAUUUAUAAAUGCUUCCGAUUAGACUUAGUGAUUUUUUAAUAAUAAGAUUUAGUAUAGUGAGAUGCAUUUCCAUAUCAGAAUGUAAAUAUUAUUAGAUGCUUGUAUACCGUGUGAUAGUUAUGUACAUUGUUUUAUAAUUAAAUACUAUCGAUAGAGGGCGGGAAAUGCAACAAAAGGGAAACUUUAAGAAUCGUCAUCACAAUAUUUAGAAUUUUCAGUAACGUUUUUGUUGUAGAUUUCUUAUAACAUUUUAGAUUGUCAUCUACUUGUACAAUUGAAGUCCAGUUAUGUUUCGUGCAAUCACUAUUUUCACUAGUUGUUUUUUCGGUUAGUUUAUUUAGUUUUCCUCUUCUGUCUUGUAGAUCCUUCGCAAUUGCAUGAUCUUCAUUGCAAUACACACACAAAUAAUCCAUCUUUCAAUCUAUAAAUUUUAAUAAAUACAAAAAAGUGUUUAAUAAUCAAUGGCCCACAAAAUUGGAAUUGUCAAACUAAACAAAAUUAAUCUUGAGGCACAAUAUGUCCAAAAAUUCAAAAUGACAUGAUCUUUGAAGUUUAAAUAUGCAGAAAUAAUGAUAAGAAAUUGAAUGGAUUAAAUAAUUGAUUCGUAACCAAGUAAUAUUACUAAAAUGGGAGUUUGUACAAAAAAUACAAAUUAAUUACAGCUAUGGAUAACGUCAUUGCAAGUCCAUAAAGAAAUUCUGACGCCAAUAGUAAAUGUCGAUAAGAAGUACGUUAUUCCGCAUUUAGGUAUAAACUUUGAUCGGCCAAGCUUAUGUAAAUGAAUUGUGUAUAACCUAAUUGAAUGAAAUUUUAUUUUUCCUAAAAAUCUCUAUUUUGGCGGUGUGAGGUUUCUCUCUUACAUACUUUAUUCAAUGGAUGUUUAUGUACACUAUAAAUAAAUAAAUAAGGGAGAAACCUUGAAACUAAAAGAGAAAAUGAUGAGACUAUUUAGCACUUAUUUAAUUGGUAGAAUAUACCGUAUUACGUUUAAAGAAUGCAUUAAAUUUAAAAAAGUAAUAAUCCAAGACAAAAUACGCCCGAAAUAGUAGAAUAAUAAAUAAACAACUGUAUUUCAUUUGAAUUAUUCAUUUGUCAUUGUAUAUUUUUAUUUAUGGUGCAAUAAAGAUUUAAAUAAAUAAAUAAACAACGAUAGUAGAAUUCUAAAAAGAGUUGUCCAUUCAUAACAAUAGUAGGAUCAUAAAGAUUCUAGAUGGUACGAAAGUAUAUGAACUAUGGUUGUAAAUAAGUGUUAGAAAUAUGUUUGUUCGUGGUCCGCUGAAUUAAAAUUAUAGAAAAGAUUUAUAUGAUAUGCUUAGUAGUAAUAUUAUAAACGAUGACUAAUGUCAUUCCGGCAUAGGCUGUAUAUUAGUAUUUUAGAUUUAAGUAGCAGUUCCAAGGCAGAGGUUUCGUCGUGUGUUAAUAAUAGAAUAAAAAUAUUUGAAUUGUAACUAUUAAGACCUGCGCAGGCGACUUUCUGUACGCGAACAAAAUGUCAUGUCUUUAUACUGUCGAUAUUCCUUUAUUUGUUGUAUUUUAUUGGAAAUCAGACCAACAGAAAAGUUAUAUGCAUUUCUACGCAGAAUAACAGUAAAGCCGCAGAUUAUGGUUAAACAUAAUAUACAUAAGAUAAUAGACGGUAAUUUAUCUAAAAAAAAAAGUAAGUAAUUAAAAAAUAAUUUUAAGUUUGCCCUAAAAAAGAAAGAAAACUAACAAUCAUUAUGUUGAAAAUAUAACUUUACAUGUUUUAAUUACUUGAUUCAGAAACCGGACUUUCGUGGUAUAAGAUGGAUCUCUACUAACUUGCAUGGACACUUAAUAGGGAUGGCUAUUUAUUUAUCCGCCAAUCUAAAUAAUAUAAAAAAAUUAGAACACACAGUAAUACACAUUCUUAAAACAUUGGCUUAAAUUUUAUAAUUUGUUAGUGAUGUCUGCAUAUUUUUUUGUUAGUCUGAGAUUGAAACCAAAUGUGACGUAAUUUGUUGUCUACAUUAGUACCUAUUUGUGAAUAGUGUAUACAUAGUAGUAUAAAAAAAAAGUUAUAUUGUAAAUAGUGAAAAUAUAUUAUCUUUUUUUUUUAUUUUAAUUAAUAACUCAAUAAGGAUUAAAGUAAAGAGGAAUAUCGCUCCAGGCGUAGAAUAAAAACUAUACGAGUAUGUAUGUAUUAAAUAUUAAUUUAUGCUUCUAAUUUUGUGAUAUAGGUUUGUAGCAAACUGCAUAAUACUUUUUUUUUUUUAGAUAAAAUUGAAUACUCACCUAUUCUAGCCACACGUUUUAGAUUAUAUUUAGGUAUACAAAAUUAAAUUAAAAUUUGUUGACACAAUUAUAUAUUGUCAAUAAGUAUAGUCAUUCUAUUAAAAUUAUUAUCAAUUAUUUAAACGAAAAUGCCUUUUGAAUGGCAAUAUUACAAUUUAUUUACUUAAAUGUUAUUUAGUUUAAAAUUUGGCGAGUUCAUUUAUCUAAAUAUUAAGCAGCCUACACGUUCGCGAUAAAAACCUCGAACAAAACCGCAGACGAUGCGAGUUAUAAUCUAGUUACUUUUCAAGUAUUGAUACGUACUUAUUACUACUGGUUACAUAUAUUGAAUAUGUAAUCAAUAGUAAUAUAGAACACACAUAAACACACACAUUUUUAUUAUAACACAGGAUCAUGCGGCUCACCUGAUGAUAAGUGACUAUCACCGCGUAAUACUACUUACCUAUAACCGUAUACAAAAACAAAUUUUAGAUGGGUACAGCGCCCCUAGCGGCUAUCGUGUGUACAAAGAUCUAUUUUGUGAGUGCUGCAGUUUUCGACCUGACAGGCUGUUGAUAUUUAGGUUUGUUAUUUAAUACUUUUAGCCAUUUAAAAAUAUUUUCCAUUAUUAGAAUAAUUUUCACGGCUUCUCAUUUGAAGACCGAAUAUUGUAUUUUGAUUUUAUCAUUUAAAUGUCUACGAUUGAAAACGUUACAAGCAAACCUAAAUCUUUGGUAAGCAUUACAGAAGUAGCUGAUUUUUAAUGAACUUAGAAGUUUUAAAGCUUAGUAGUCAGAGUGUCCACUUUUUGGAUAAAUCAAAUUUUAUUUGCUUGAAAUUUAAUAUUUUUGAAAUCUAGGAAAUGCAGAUCAAUUCCGUAGAAGUAGCACUGUUGCCUACUUUUUAAAAAUAGCAUUAAAAAUUAACUACUAUUAUAAAAUACAAAACUGGACUAUAUAAGCUACCAGCACAGGACACUAUUUUAAUACUGCGACGCGUCCCUUAUAGUUUACAUAUUGUGAAACAUAAAGAAGUUUUAUUGAAUGAAUUUUAGAGUGGGAACCCUGCUAAUAAAUAAUAAUAAUAAAUGUGAUUUUACAUUCAUUUAUAGCUUCUGCAAUUUGUUGAGUAAUUGUUAUGCUUGCUAUACAGUGAGUUUCGUAUCCCUUUCGACCUGAUGAGGUCAAAAAGGACAUGAAGCUACGAAGCUCUCUCGGGGUACCGAGAGACAAUUUUGUAAUUGUGAUAGUACAUAUCAUAAUAUUAUUGUAUAUUUAAAUAAUACUGUACAUUAGAACUAUAUACCUAUAUAUAUUUGUCAAUUAAUUUUAUAUUACAUAAUUGUACAAAAGUGAGAUAAAUACCAAUACUGUGAAGGUCUCCCAGCGAGAAUUGUGGAGAAUUAUAAAACGUGAGUAAAACCGACGAAUAAUUACAAUAAAUGUCUAUAGUUAAUUAAAACCGUUGUCUAUACUAAUUGACACCGCUUUUUUAAUGUUAAAUUAAAGUUUUGACGAUAUUUGUUGAAAAUUGUUCAGCUUAGUAAAUACUGUCCACCCUAUUAUACCAUUACUAUAAUAAUCCUAAUAUUUCUUAAAAGAUUUCUACUUGAUUACCUUUACACGGUUUAGCGGAUUUGUAUGAUUUUUAGUAUACAGAUAUUAGCUGUGUACAAUUAAAAAUACUUAUUUCUAAAACUGUUAUAAAUAAUGCUUCGUUCACUUCAAUUUUCGCUGCGAUGUCUCUGUGAUGUUGUCAUUUAAUUUCUUAUACAAUAUAAAGUAUACUGUUUGUUAAA